Messenger RNA from Cynoglossus semilaevis (tongue sole), 3747 nucleotides. Its product is annotated as nephronectin. The transcript is spliced from 15 exons. Gene Ontology annotation, molecular function: calcium ion binding. Bases 453 to 2417 code for a protein of 654 amino acids. Gene Ontology annotation, cellular component: membrane. The record is from RefSeq and is a predicted model, not a curated record. NCBI's taxonomy places the organism in Eukaryota, Metazoa, Chordata, Actinopteri, Pleuronectiformes, Cynoglossidae.
UGGCACCGAUGAGUACGAAUAACGCUCCUUCUCCAUCUCUUUCGUUUCCAUGGUGACGUGCUUGGAGCUCUUGGCAUCCUUGGAGGCCUGAGAUGUCGACGUCUUCCCCAACAGCCAUGCAUAUGUCUUCACCUUGACCUGCAGGUUUCCUCUACACUCCAGAACGUAGCCACCAAUCUCCUCAAGCAAGAAGAAUGUACUGGAGCUGCACUGGAUCUUCAAAGCUGUGUGAAGAUCCAGACGGACAUUUCAUCACAAAGCCCACUCGUAGAAAGAGUCCUGAGCCGUGACGGAGUACGUGACGCUGAACAUUUCCCCACUCUUCACCUCCUCUGGAGGACGAACCACCCAGGCCAUCUCCAGACCUGAGGGACCGACAUUUGAUCACCACCUUGUGAGAACUGGGCUAAAGAUGAUGAUUAGCUUGAGCUCCCAAAUAUUGGGACGACCGUAUGCCCACGUUCGACGGUCUUUGUUACUAUGGCAACAGUGUGGAGUGUUGCUGGGGGUGGAGACAAUCAGAGCAGGGACGAUGUCAACCUCACUGUCAGCAGGGCUGUAAACAUGGAGUGUGCGUUGGACCUGACAGAUGCAAAUGUCACCCGGGAUACAGCGGAAAAGCCUGUAACCAAGAUCUGAACGAGUGUGGUCUCAAGCCUCGGCCCUGUAAACACCGCUGCAUGAACACACCAGGCAGCUACAAGUGUUACUGCCAGGACGGAUACACACUGCAGUCUGACGGCAGCUGUAGGAAUGCUCGCACCUGUUACCAUGCUAACUGUCAGUACGGCUGCGAGGUGUCCAAAGGUGUGGUCCGCUGCACUUGCCCAUCACCAGGGUUACAGCUGGGACCAGACAAACGCACCUGUGUAGAUAUUGAUGAGUGUGCACUUGGCGCCACCUGUCCUCGUCACAGGAAGUGCGUGAACACGUUUGGCAGCUUCCUGUGUAAAUGUCACUACGGCUUUAAACUCACCUACAUUAAUGGAGGCUACGUCUGCAUCGAUAAAGACACUCGUUCCUUCUGUGCUCUGAACCCAUCCUCACGGAAGUGUCGCUGUAAAAAUGGAAGGUGUUCAGUUGUCCCUAAAGUCACUCUGGAGCCCCCUAGACCAAAGACUACAACUGCACCUUCAUCAACAACACUGUCACCAACCACUGCGGCUCUAAGUACUGUGGCUGCUUCCACUACUGCACUAACUACUGUGGCAAUUACUUCUAUUACAAGUAGUAGUCCCAUAUCUACUACACCUGUUAAAACAUCUCUGAACACACCACGUACCACACCACGUACCACACCACGUACCACACCACGUACCACACCACGUACCACACCACGUACCACAGCAAGUACCACACCACGUACCACACCAAGUACAACUGUACCAAACACCACUUAUAGUAGACGACCUGCUACACCGACUACAGUUACUGCAACACCUAGUGGUGAACCUUCUACUCUAGUCUCUAUCCUGACAACUCCACCUCAUUCAUCUAUUACAUCUCCUGCCCCAACUACAACUAUACCAAAUACUACAACUCAUAGUACAUCAACGUCUAUGCCCCCGUUACCUUCUACUACACAUCCUAUAACAACUACAACAACACCUCCUACACCUCAUACUACACCUACUUCUACUAAGCCUUUCACUGUUUUUAAUUAUACACCUGCUACUACACCUACCACAGUAGCCCCCACAGUUGCCCCCUCAAUAGCCCCCUCAAUAGCCCCCACAGUUGCCUCGACAGUCGCCGUAGGCACCACACUGCUCACCACCACUGCCACCAUUGUCAUGACGACACUGAACAACAGGAUCGACAAGGACGUGACCCACAAACAGAGAGGAGACGUCCACAUCCCUCGUCAUCCAGACCAUAACCAGGUCUGGGACUUUGACAUUGAGCUGGGGAACACAGCUGAAGAGGACGCCAUGGACGACCCCAGUGUGUUUGCUUCCAACACCAGUGUACUUCGCUGCACCUUUGAUCACGGCCUCUGCGAUUGGCUGUCAGACAGGGAGGGCGAUCUUCACUGGGAAACGUUUCGCGACAACACAGGUGGGGGUUAUCUUUCUGUGCCAGAGCUGAAGGCAGGGCAGAGGAGUGUGCGUGGCGCCCGGAUGGCCAUUCAGAUCCCCAGAGGAUGGUCCCGUGAUGUCCUGUGUUUCUCUUUUUCCCAUUGGCUGACAGGUCAUAAUGUAGGGGUUCUGCAACUGUUUGUAAAACGAAGGGGACGGGACCAAAGAUACAGCACUGCCCUUUGGAGCAGGACAGGAGGACAUGGCUGGAGACAUACACAGAUGACCCUGACCACACCUACUUUAGACCAGGUGUUGCUGAAAGCUGAUCGUAAGCACAGGCGGCAAGGAAGGAUCGCAGUCGACGAUGUUGCCCUGAGGCGGGGAGAGUGUCGAUGACAUGACAUGUAGACACAGACAUUUAUAAAAACUGUUUAUGGACCUUUGUGGAUUCUGUUUGUGCCUGGAACAUAAACUGGAUACAACUGAGAAAAAAAGGAUUCUUUAAAUUGGGUGUGCUGUAGUGUUGUCGUUCACCAGGGGGCGACCUGUGACUUUACUUUGUGUCUAAGGACUGGGUGAGUUGCUGACAUACUGAGGGACAGGAUAACUCUUUUAUACAGUAUGUGUGUUUGUUUUUUACAUUUUCUUUAUUUAAAACAUAAACAUGAUGAAUAUUGAGCCACACACUGAUGACGGCGUCGAUCAACACCAUCAACUGUGACUCCUCGUAAACGUGAUGACAGAGAGCAGACGCUCCGCCCAAACACUUGACCUCAGACCCAAGCAGGAAGGAGGAGAGGAAGAGGAGUGUGUGUUUGACAUCUGGUCGUAUACACACACACACACGCACUCAAACACACACUCAAGGGCGUAGUUGUUACAGACCUGAUUGCUACUUUUCUGUGAGAUCAACACAUUCCUCACUUUAUGGACAUGAGUGGUUUCUGUGAGAGUGUGUGUAUUUGAAGGUGUGUGUGGUUAUUACCACAUUAACGUCAGUUUUUCUCAGCUUGACUUUGCUUCCUCCUGCUGGUGUCACUAACUCAGGUCGCAAUGGGAUUUUUUAAAUUACUUUUUAUAAUCAAACAUUAAAUUCUCAGUGUUUUUUUUCUUUUAAGUUGUUUUAUUUUAGUUAAAUUUAGCCAGAGGUUUCUGGUUAGAAUUUAUUUUACAUGUUAUUGUGACAAGAAGGAAAAACGUCCUCAUUUUCUUUUCGUCUGUUCUCCAAUGUCUUUUUCAUGUGUUGUACUGUGGAAGUUAAUUAAACAACUACAGAAAUCUUUUGAAUAAAUUAAAAAUGAGCUUAAAUAUGCAUUUUUUGUCAAACAAAUUGGCCCAGUUAUUGUUUAAAAUAAUACAAAUAGAUACGAUAUAGGAAGCUAAAAUGCUACAGUAACAUUAGUAGGUUAGCAUUUAAAAAACCCAAAGGUUAGCCACAGGACAGUUACAUCAUUGGGUAAAAUCCUGUCCUCUUGUUGCUACCAGCUGCAGCCUCCUUCAGGGAGCGCUCUGAUUGCACCACAGCCUGAGAGCUUUGACCAAUCAGACCGUCCGCCGUUAGACUCCAUCAUCAUCAAAAUAAUCCUCCUCUUCACCUUUAUCAUCACCGGUUUGUUUGUUUUGGGUUUUUUGUUUGUUUGUGUUUUCCUUUGUAAGGACGCAAAGAUCCACUUGUUGUUACUUAUGUGUUGACGCUUACAUUUGAAUGAAUGAAUGCAUUAAUGUU